UAAUAUUAAGAUUCUGGAACUGAGGUAUUCUGAGAGUUCUGAAACGUGUCAUAGCUGACAACAGCAUUUUUCAAGUGCUUUUGAACAGCAACAAGACUAUUUACAUUAAGACUAUCCUGGUCAUUGUGUACCAAGUAGAGGUUUUGGGAUGGAGAAGACGGAGAUGGCUCACGCUGCACAGCAGCCCACCUUGGAUGACUCACAGAGCGAGGAGGAGGAGGAUGAUGAUGGCUUUGUUGGGGGGACCGGAGUGCAGUCAGACAAGGGACAGAGUGGCAUGGAGUCAGAGGGUGUGGAUGAAGAGGCAGGACCUGCAGCCCAACCCAAGGAGAAGGAGGAGGAUUCCUUUGCCCGGAUGCUUUCUAUCUGGGGCACCACCAAGUACAUCAGCAAGUGGAAGAUGGCCCAUCGGAGAGGCUACCACAUCAACUGCCUGACCGACGACCCCGAACGCAAGGCCAUGAUCAUGCAGCAUGAGCUGGACUGCAAAACCAGUAUUCCCCUCCCUAUGGUGUGUAUGAUUGAGAAGGAGACCCUGCAGAUUCUUCAAAAUAUUGAGAAUGAUUACAAGUACAAGUUGGGCGCCAGCCACCAUCUGACGAAAGAGCUCCAUGAGCGUAUUGAGAGCCUGAAGUGCCAGGUAUCCUCCAAGGUUAGGCACAGUGAGCCGGCCCCAGAGGGAGUGCUGGCGACCCUGGUGGGGUGGGGCAGGGCACUGUCUGCUAUGCUGGGUUGGCGCAGUGGCGCCUCAGCUACUAAAGACGAGAAUGCUCUACCCUGCAAGGAGUGUCCCCUUGAAACAGACGACACAAAAGAAUAAAGACUUGAAUUUCAACUGGUUGAAUAGAAAUGACUAAUCUGUGAUUCUUCUUGAAGUUACAAGCAUUUUGCUACACCGGCAAUAACAUGUGUAUGUGACCAAUACAUUUUGAUUUGAUUUGGUAGUUGUGUUUUGGUAGCAGUUCAGCACAUUUGGCACCAGAGGGCUCUAAUGACUGGACUGACUAAAGCUCAGCAUUCUACUACACACUGAUACAA
This is a messenger RNA of Salmo salar (Atlantic salmon), 1038 nucleotides long. RefSeq lists its product as uncharacterized. The record is from RefSeq and is a predicted model, not a curated record. Lineage: Eukaryota; Metazoa; Chordata; Actinopteri; Salmoniformes; Salmonidae.